GCUCGUCCCCGCCAGGACGGAAUAAAGGGAGAUGUGACGGAGUGACACGGCGGGGUCCCCAUCCUCUGGGGCUCUCCUGAAGCUCCCUGCUCCCACAGGGACGUGCUCCAGGGCUGGAGUGUCCCAGUGUCCCCGCACUGCAGGACGGGGACCUUGGGGGACACGGGGACAUCAUCGCCGCUCCCGUGGCCGCCCCGGUUCCGAAGCGGCGCGGGCGAGCGACCCUGGGGUGGCACCGGGGACACGCCGGUGUGACGCAAGGAGCUUUACACAUCCCCCGGCCACGCCCUGAGUUGUGUUUAUAGAGUCCCUCAUAAACGUAUAAUGAGUGGGCGCGGGUUUCAGCUCAUUAGCACGAACCGUGACAACAGGCGCGGGUUUCGGUUCCUCAUCAGUAGAAGAUAGAGUAGGCGUGUUUUUCAGCUCCUAAUUACCGUGAGAGUCCUAAUCGCCACGGCGAUCUUAAUUCGGCGCUCGUCGAGGGUCCGCUCUGGCGGCCCCACAAGACGGGCGACCCCAAAAUCACCGGUCCCGUUUGUGACGUAGCUUUUUGCGCCGGUGCAAUUCCUCCCUUGUUUCUCAACGCCACGAAGGAACAUCGGGGUGGAAAAUACCCCAGGCUGGGCAGACUUGAAAACGUUACUGCAGAGUUACCCGUGCGGUUUUACAGCACCGACAGCUUAUUAAACAGCAGCGAAUUAAUUGUCGUUUACUGGCAGGGUGGUACAGGGAACAGUGGGGCGGCAAAGGUGACAGCUGGGGUGGCACAGGGGACGUGCCACCCUCCUGCCCGCUCCAGCCACUCUGCUGUCCCUCCUCGGCAGAGGGACUCUUGCCGUGCCACGCUGCCGGCCGGGCAAAGGUCCUGCCGUGACCUCUGUCCCCAGCCCCACCCCGCGCCCGGCCAUGGAGCUGCCGGGGGCUCUGAGCCCCCCGUGGUGGCUCCUGCUGCUCCCGCUCCUGGCCCUGCUGCUCUGGGCCACGCGCAGAAGCUCCUGGGAGCCCCGCGAGUGUCCCGCCGACCUGACGGGCAAGACAGUGAUUGUCACCGGAGCCAACAGCGGCAUCGGCAAGUGCGUGGCCAUGGACCUGGCGCGCCGGAACGCCCGCACCAUCCUGGCGUGCCGGAGCCGGGAGCGGGGCCAGGCGGCCGUGGAGGAGAUCCGGGCGGCCACCGGGAACCCGGCGGUGGUGCUGCGGCUGCUGGACACCGGCUCGCUGGCCUCGGUGCGCGCCUUCGCCAGCGCCGUGCUGCGGGAGGAGUCGCGCCUGGACGUGUUGGUGAACAACGCCGGCAUCACCGGGCUGCCCUUCGCCAUCACGUCGGAGGGCUUGGAGCAAACCUUCGCCAUCAACUACCUGGGCCCGUUCCUGCUCACCAACCUGCUCCUGGACCUCCUGAAGGCCUCGGCGCCCGCCCGGGUGGUCAAUGUGUCGUCGUUCCGGCACAGCGUGGGCACGGUCGACACCGGGUUCCUGACGGGGCAGCGCCGCCCGGGCAGGUACGACGCCGCCUACAGCAGCACGAAGCUGAUGAACGUGCUCUUCACCGCCGAGCUGGCACGGCGCCUGCAGGGCACAGGGGUGACGGCCAACGCGCUGAGCCCCGGCGUGGUGAGCACCGGCAUCAUGCGCCACUUCAGCUGGACCGCGCGGGCGCUCUUCGGCCUCCUCCGCCCCUUCAUGAAGUCGGCCGAGCAGGGCGCUGCCAGCACCAUCUUCUGCGCCGUGUCGGAGGAAGCGGCGGGCAUCAGCGGGAAAUAUUUCGACAGCAGCUGCCGCCUGGCGCUGCCCUCGGCGGCCGCCCGCGACGCCGCGCUGGCACGGAAGCUCUGGGAGGCGUCGGAGCGGCUGACGGGACUCACGGAGCGGGAAUGAGCCACCGGGAUGUCACCCCUCGGCAGGGAGGGAAAAGGGACACGGACACCGCUCUGCUCCCCCUGUACCCACGGCGCCGGCCAGGCGUGACCGUGACGCUUUUUAUUAAAAACCCCGGCGCUACUCCCAGGCGAUGUCCAGCUCCAGCCGCUGCUUCCUCACGGCCUGCAGGAAGCCGUCGUAGUCGCGCCGGUGGAUGUCGGGGCAGCGGGACAGGUCCAGGCGCCGCA
Hirundo rustica (Barn swallow) is the source of this 2108-nucleotide messenger RNA. Its product is annotated as retinol dehydrogenase 13-like. Lineage: Eukaryota; Metazoa; Chordata; Aves; Passeriformes; Hirundinidae. The transcript is spliced from 6 exons. The record is from RefSeq and is a predicted model, not a curated record. Bases 907 to 1878 code for a protein of 323 amino acids.